UCUCUCCCUUUUUUACCAGUGUCAAGUGUGAACUCUUCACUGUUUUCUUCACUCUUACCUAUCUGCAAAAUUGAAGCUUUUUGCCAAUGUUAGUCUAGCUAAGCCACCCAAAAUGGCACCCAGAAUUCUGAUUUUUCUUCUCAUUACCUCCCUUUCAUUCCAACUAAAGGCGAAUUCUCAAUCAACAGAACGAAUAUCAAGCCUGACCCAUCUGCCCAGACACAAUCAAGAUUCAUUCCCAGCUGAUAGAGCUUCCACAGAUGGAGAAAAGCUUCAAUCUUUGCAGAGAUCAAGAGUUGUUCUGAAGGGGAAUGCUGAGAUUUUCAGCGAGAACAAGACAUUUGUGCUGGGCUUCUUCAGUAUCAGCGGCGAAUCCAACUGGUAUUUGGGCAUUGGGUAUGCUUCAAUUCCGGUGCCCACCUAUGUUUGGGUGGCCAAUAGGGAAACGCCAAUUAAGAAUUCAUCACUGGCUAGGCUGGAGAUUACCCAACAUGGAAAGCUGGCUCUCCUCAAUCAACAAGAUUCAGUUGUUUGGGAAACCGACAACGUGAAGGAAGCCAGUGAUGUGAAGCUAUUGGAGCAAGGAAAUUUGGUGCUUUUGGACAGCGAUGGUGUGCUGAUUUGGCAAAGUUUUGAUUUUCCAACUGAUACUUGGCUUCCCGGCAUGAACUUAACAGCUCAGAGGUGGCUGAGUUCUUGGAAAAGUUCUACGGACCCAUCGCCGGGGAAGUACUCUCUCCGGCUCAACCCGCCGGCAUACGGUGAGAUUGCUCUUAUUUAUAAUGGCAAUUACACUUAUUGGUCUACUGGUAAUUGGACUGGAAAUGCUUUUGCUGGAGUGCCCCAAAUGACUAUUCCUUACAUUUAUAAAUUCACUUUUUCUCAACCCUUUACUCCAAUGGCAUCUUUUGGGUACUCUGAGGUUCCCAUAGACCCCGGGGUGAAACCCCCUUUAACCCGCUUCCAUGUGGACCACACAGGCCAGCUUAAGCAGUAUACAUGGUCUGUCCAGACUGAGAAUUGGAAUAUGUUCUGGUCACAGCCUGAGAAUUUGUGUAGAGUUUAUGGAUUAUGUGGGAAUAUGGGGUUUUGUAAUGCUAGGUCUGCUUUGAGUCCAUGUAAAUGUUUUUCUGGGUUUAAGCCUUGGGAUGAUGCUUCUUGGAAUGCAGGAGACUUUUCUGGUGGAUGUCUCCAUGAAAGCAAUGGUCUUUGUAGUGAGAGUGAUGGGUUUAAGGAAGUUGGGACAGUGAGUUAUGAUGGAGCAAAAGUAGUGUCGUUUACUGGAACUAGGAGUACUUGUGAAAAUGAAUGCUUAGUUAAUUGCACUUGUAUUGGUUUACAUUACAAUGAGAGAGCUAGUUUGUGUAAGAAUUUGUAUGGGGAUUUGUUAAAUCUCAGGAAUGUUUCUUCUGAUAGCACCUUGGAUGAUAAGUUAUUGUUAAGAGUGCAGGGAGACAGUAUUAGCAGGAGCCACGAGAGGAAGAGAUUUUUAUUGAUUGGAGUAAGCUGUGGGGUUGUUGUAAUUUUCUUGCUGGGGAUUUUGACUUUGUUGGUUUUGAGGAGAAGAAAAUUGAGGAGGAAUGAAGAAGAGGAAGCCGUGUUUCCAGUCACAAACUUGAAGGUGUUUUCUUACAAGGAACUUCAUGCUGCCACAAAGGGGUUCUCUGAGAAGCUCGGGCAUGGAGGAUUUGGAGCCGUGUUCCAAGGGGAGCUAUCAGACUCUUCGCUUGUUGCAGUGAAAAGGCUUGAUAGACCUGGUGGUGGUGAAAAGGAAUUCCGGGCAGAAGUAUGUACCAUUGGAAAUAUUCAGCAUAUUAACCUGGUGAGACUGAGGGGGUUCUGUUGUGAGAAUUCUCACAGGCUUUUGGUUUAUGACUACAUGUCAAAAGGUCCUCUUAGCGUGUACUUGAGGCGUGACAGUCAAACUCUUAGUUGGGAUCUUAGAUUUCGAAUUGCCAUGGGAGUUGCAAGAGGCAUUGCAUAUUUACACGAGGAGUGCAGGAAUUGCAUCAUACAUUGUGACAUUAAACCCGAGAAUAUUCUGUUAGAUGGAGAUUACUCAGCAAAGGUUUCAGAUUUUGGGCUAGCAAAGCUCCUUGGGAGGGACUUUAGUAGAGUGUUAGCCACCAUGAGGGGAACUUGGGGAUACGUUGCACCCGAGUGGAUCUCUGGUUUGGCAAUCACCACAAAAGCAGAUGUAUAUAGCUAUGGAAUGACAAUACUAGAAUUAAUUGGUGGAAGGCGCAACGUUGAGGGGCCACCUUCGACUCGUGGGGGAGAUGGAAAGGGCAGAGCGGAGGAGAAAUGGUUCUUCCCGCCAUGGGCAGCGCAGCAGAUAAUAGAGGGAAACGUUGCUGCAGUCGUAGACGAGAGGCUUCAAGGAAGGUAUAACGCAUCAGAGGCAGAGCGGGUGGGACUAGUGGGUGUGUGGUGCAUUCAGGACGAGGAAUCGGUGAGGCCAACAAUGGGAAUGGUGGUGAAAAUGCUGGAAGGAGUAGUGGAGGUACAGGUGCCUCCGCCGCCAAAGCUGCUUCAGGCACUGGUCUCCGGGGAGUCAUUUCACGGCAAGAUGGCCUCACAAGAUGGAAGCUCUGGUUACAAUCCCCAACUUUCAAUACAUUCCAAGGAUUCUCGUUCUUUUCCAUGAUGUCUCUUUCUCAACUGCAUUAUUCUGGGCAUUUCCCUUUUUGGAUUAAGGUUGAAAAGUAUGGUAUGGUGGGACACUUGGGAUUGUCUGUGAUUUUCUGUCCUUUCGAUUGUGAAAUCAGAUGCAAUGAAAUUAGUAUUAAGGUUAGAGUUAAAUCCAUUGUCUUUCUUUUAUACUACAUAGUGAAUAUUUUUAUUUCUGUCCUAAGUAUGUAUAAAACCAACAACCACCAUUUCUCACUAUUUACCUUGUUCAUUCUUCAAAAUAUAGCAGAAAUUGCCUCGAAA
Messenger RNA from Ipomoea triloba (trilobed morning glory), 2934 nucleotides. Its product is annotated as G-type lectin S-receptor-like serine/threonine-protein kinase SD2-2. Bases 113 to 2647 code for a protein of 844 amino acids. Lineage: Eukaryota; Viridiplantae; Streptophyta; Magnoliopsida; Solanales; Convolvulaceae. Gene Ontology annotation, biological process: protein phosphorylation; recognition of pollen. The record is from RefSeq and is a predicted model, not a curated record. The transcript has a single exon. Gene Ontology annotation, molecular function: ATP binding; protein serine/threonine kinase activity.